AUGGGAUCAACUACUACGAUGAGGAUCUCUUUUGACAAUAACACCUUCCAUCAGCUAUCAACCAUGAUCAUAGAACCACUCCUCCUCUCUGUUUGGGGUCUGCUUCAAUCGCUCUAUCACCCUUUUACCCUGCGUGACGGCGUAGACGCAACACCGAUGCAGAACGCCAUGUGUAAUGAUACCGUGUUGUAUGAUGGACCAAAGGCUUGGAUCCGGGCUCCUGAUCUGUCACCUCUGCUGAAUGCCUCCGGUGAGGUUUUGAUCGACAUGGGCAACCAGACCGGGUCUCCUGAGCGCUCUUAUCGAGGUGCAAGUGUAGGCGUUCGGUUCAAAGAGAGAGCCAUCGUCAGAAUUCCGCUUUUCGAAAAGCCUCCUCCUGUUAAUUGGACUCGAGAGACGGUAGAUAAGGUCGAUUAUAACAGUAUCUGGAGCGAGGAUGAUCAUCAGCGCUCGCACGUGAUGGUGGAGAUGGAAUCCCGCAGUAUCGAGCAGAUGAAGAAGGACUAUACGGUCUUUGCGGAAGAACGAAUCGCGUUCGAAUCUACCGUGUUGGUCACGGGGAAUCUGGGCGAUGCAUCCGAACCGCUUAAAGGAAGGUUUCGUAAAGACUUCCAGAUACACGUCCCCAACGUCAACUUCCCACCGAGCUUCGAUCAGUACAUUUCCUCCAGGAGCACAGACAACUAUGGGUACCAGAACGAGGAACACAUGUUCCAAUGGUUUGUCGUUCUUCAUGGCGAUGAUAGUUCUCGACGAGAGAUUCCAGCGGGUUUCGGGGCUUUUCAACCUCGCAUCAAUCGCUUUGCGACAGAUGAGACGACCGCACUCGAUGUAGAGUUUGAGCUGCGAAGCGACUCUACUCUGGACCCAAAGACCAUGCCCAAGUUUAAACUCGAUGUUCAACUUUUGCCGAGUGAGACAGACGGCGAUGAUCAAACGUACCGUGUCCAAGUAAUCCUGCGUCAAGAACCUCUCGUUCACGACGUGCCCGAAAACGUUCGACUGCGGCCUGAGACUAUCAGGGCCUUCUACAGACAACGCAGCCGACCCACCUGGGCCGUAUCCAAGGUGUCUGAUAGCGACACGCCGCACGCCGAGAGCGCACGGGAGUCGUUGUUCAAUAGUGGCAGGCACUACGCGAACCAACUGUCGAUGGAUAUUCUGCCUCAUGACCGUGCUGCUCGGCGUACAAACCUUCUCGCUCAACGCGAGCUCGAUCGCAACAUGAGCGAAGGGACGAUCAGUGCUCUCGAACCGAUCGAUGGCGUUUGGUGGACCGGCGAUCUCCAAGUGAAACGACGAGAUAUAAUCGGAUCGGUGGCGAAACCCCUCAGGGAUUUUCACUUGGCCUACAUCGAUAUCGUCUCUUCGAUCGAUUUCCAGAUCAAUUGCGCCAUUGAGGAGCCGGCGGGUGAUGAGCAAGAAAAGGCGGAAUCUGAUGCAAAGGUCGACGUGUACAAGGAUACUGAUCUGGAUGAAACCUUGUGGAUGGUGACGACCCCGGACUCGGCAAAUUCUCUGGGAACCAAGGUUCCGCGCAAACGUCAUGUCCUAGGUCGGGCAACUAUGCUACUCAGAACGAACGACUCGACGGACGAGGCUUUUCCUCAGCACUACCUCGAAACAGACGCCCCGAUGCCGGUCUUGCUGGUAAACGACGAGACGCCGGAAUAUCCUCUCGCUCGUGACUCGUUCACGUCUCGUCAUGAGGACGGGACUCGCGGUCGAAAGCAUGUCUAUCAGACUCGAAUCCCGUCCAAGAAUGAUCGAGGUGGAUCUCAUAGUUAUGUCGGCAAGGCUUGGUUUCGACACGGUCAGCAGGAGAUGACCGAAGUCGCGCGGGUCUGAAACGUCAACGUUUGGUCGUUGCUGUUGUGUCGCCUUGUCUUUUGGAUAGUUCUCCCAUGUUACUUCGAAUUUGAGCGGAGACUUCUGGUCUGUAAAGAUGUACUUGUAUUUUCCCGUUUCAAUUGUAUCAUGAGC
Molecule: messenger RNA, 1983 nt
Organism: Filobasidium floriforme
Lineage: Eukaryota; Fungi; Basidiomycota; Tremellomycetes; Filobasidiales; Filobasidiaceae
Exons: 9
Coding region: 1-1848 (615 amino acids)
Source: RefSeq, a predicted model, not a curated record